CAGACAGACAGACAGACAUAGAGAUAGACAGGCCGGUCACAGCAGGGGAUGUAAACAGACAGAUAGACAUUGAGAGAGACAGACAGACAGAAAGACAUCAGGGAACAGGAUGUUGUCAAAAAAGGAGCCGAAGAGGUCCUUCAACAACGGGCCGCUGAGAGACCAGUGGGAGCAGAAAGCUCAGAGCGUGGCCGACCAGUGCAAACAGGAGGCCGAAUGGAAGAAGAAGAGCUCCAUCAAACUAUCUUUCUCAAAGUGGAAUUAUCACUGGUCACUCGUUUCCAAUGGAGACUUCAAGAAGCUCACCAGCGAUGCGGAUGAAGCAGAAAAAAACAAGCAGAAAAUCAAAUUCAAAGUGGUCCCCCCUCCUCCCAAAGCUAAACGGGAGCCUGCUGCUCCUCCACCUCCUCCCAAGAAAGCAGCUUCGCCUAAACUUCACAGGCAAAAACGUAAAGUUGAAGUGGAUGUGUUUGGGCUGUGCUGGAAAGACUCCUGGAUGAGCCUGAAGCCUCCAAAGUAUCUUUACCUGAAGGCCAAAGAGACAAAAAACAAAAUCCCAGGGUUCACAACCAUCGAGCUGACGAACCACCGGGAGUACAAACCAAAGGAGUAUGGGUCAGAGCCCGGAGGGGCGUUUCCUGCUGAUGAAUGGAGUGACUCCUGGAAACAGGUGAAGAGUCCUGCACAGUCGGAGCGCUCGGAGGAGAAACAACUCCAGUGGGAGAUUUUGUGUCAAAGAAAAGUGCUUUGCAAAGUUUGUAUAGAAGUGUUUUCUCUUCCUGUGUGGGCCGGUACGUGGAAGUUCAUGAACUUUGCCUUCAGACAGCAGAAAAAGGACUGGGAUCACAUCUGGCCUGAUUACCAAUACAACCUCAGCAACAAGUUGGACAAAGUAGAACAACUGGAGGAGCAGGAGAAGCCCUCAGACUGGGAGGAUUCGUGGAAGACGUCCGGUGCAGACAACGAAAAACCAACCGGCUCUGAAACCACAGUGAUGACGAGGAUAAACGACGUGAUGAUGCCCGCGUGGACUGACUCCUGGCUGCUCUCUGCUGCCCCUCUGGAGGAAGAAGAAGAACGUCUCAAGAGCUGGAGCUCCUGCUGGGCCUUCAGGCAGCAGACCAGGUGGUGCCACGCUUCGCUGCAGUCGCAUCAUCGGCACAGCGCCACGCUGACUAAGAGACGUAAAGACACAAACCUCCUCCUCACAUCUCAGCUGGACCAGGAGAUCACAAGGAGCACAGAGUGGACGGAGGCCUGGAGGACUCCUAAAGGAUGGAUCGGACCAGAGGAGGACGAGAUGAGGAGGGACACAGAGGAGGAGGAGGAAGUAGUGGACUUUGAGGAGGAUGUUGAAGUAGAUGAGGAGGAGGACAAGGACGAAGGAGAUGAAGAAGUAGACAAUAAGGAGGAAAAAGUAGCCAUGAAGGUGAACAUUUCCGGAGAGGAAGAGGAUAGUGUAGAUACAGGGGAGGAGGAGGAGGAGGAAGAGGAAGAGGAUGAUGCAGACAAAGACCAGGAGAAAGAAGUACACAUUAAAGAAGUGGAUGAGGAUGAAAGAGUAGAUGAGGAGGAGGUGACGGACAAAGAGGACGCUGAAGCAGAGGACAUGUCGUUUAAAAAAGAGGAGGAAGACGUCUGUGAGGACGCAGACAAGAAAGAGGAGGAAGACUACAAGGGAGACAAUGUGAAGAAACGCAUCAAAUGCAAACCCAGUGUACCGCUUCACCUGCAGUUCCAUAAACUGAACGCCUCCUUCUCCUCCUGGAAGCAGUCGUGGAUGGUGGCGGUAGCCCACAAAGGAGGAGAUGAGUAUGACGACGAGGAGGAAGAGCAGGAGGGGGAGGAGGUGGAAGAGUGGAAGGCUUGGAGAGAGUCGUGGAGGAUCUGUCGCUGGAAGAAGCCGGACGAGGACGAGGUGUUGUGCUUCUCCACCGAGCACCGGAGUCAGAGAUGCUCGGGCGUGAAGCACCGAGAAGACGGCAGGCCAAAGAGUGAGUGGUCUCUCAGCUGGAAGAUGGCCAAGACUGUAGCUAAGGAUGCAGACACAGAAGAAGAGGAAGAGGAAGAGGAAGAAAGCGGAAAAUUCUGA
Messenger RNA from Cyclopterus lumpus (lumpfish), 2092 nucleotides. RefSeq names its product nestin-like. The transcript has 7 exons. The coding region runs from base 110 to 2092 and encodes 660 amino acids. The record is from RefSeq and is a predicted model, not a curated record. Lineage: Eukaryota; Metazoa; Chordata; Actinopteri; Perciformes; Cyclopteridae.